Messenger RNA from Rhodofomes roseus, 2523 nucleotides. RefSeq lists its product as uncharacterized. Lineage: Eukaryota; Fungi; Basidiomycota; Agaricomycetes; Polyporales; Fomitopsidaceae. The record is from RefSeq and is a predicted model, not a curated record. The coding region runs from base 127 to 2490 and encodes 787 amino acids. The transcript has 3 exons.
GAGGCGAGGCUGUCUUGAGCCCCGUCAGCCUCAGGCAGCUCGAUAUGACCCGAGCAUCUUUCGGGCGUGUCUCUUGCCUCCGCUCGUCUGGGCUCGCUCGAGUAUCACCGUCGUCCAUUAGCCCACAUGUACGCCAACGGCAUCAACAUGCCGACCCGACAACGGCUUCUACUCUAUCGGCUACUGGUAUCUCUCUUAGCCACUGUGUACUUCGUCGGCUCGCCGCCUGCACCUGUGGAAGCAUAUCUAGGCUCACUGGCUAUGCUCAACAAUGCGGUACUCUAUUUCUGGGUCCUUAGCUUAUAUGUCUGCUCGGUCUUCGCUGUCAUUCACUUGUGCAUCCGGUCCUCCCUCCCUGCCAUGUUCUAUGCUGCCCCGUUCUUGAAGGGUCUGGCUAACAUUGAACUCUGCCACCAGCGUGGGCAGUGCCUCAAGUCUGCCGGCGGUGACAACGUCCAUCAGCAAUGCCAACAACAGCUUGCCUCGACCUCGCUUGACUGGGAACUCCGCUUCCACCGCCUCGCACGCGCGAACGCGGCCCUCCAGCAGGCGAACGAGGCGCUCGAAGCCAGCACCGACGCCGCCUGUGCCGACAACGCCGCCCUCAGAGCCAAAGGCGUCGUGCUCCUCCGCAUGACGCGGGCCUGGCGCGUCGCAGGUGCGCGUCGCGUGCGGAAGCAGACCACGAAGCUCGUCGACGCGCGCAUCGAACACAAGAAUACGCUCGCGGGCCUGCGCAAGGAACAGCGCGCACACGCGGUGGCGAAGGACACCGCUAGCACCUGGGAGACUGACGCGCGCGCGUACGAGGCGCAGGUGCACGAAUUGGAGACUAGCUCCCGCGAGCUGCGGUCUGCGCUCGAGGGCUCUGAGACUCGCGCACUGCAACAGGAGCUCCUGGCCAACGACUUGCAGACCCGUGUACUCGACGGAGAUGCCAGGGCCAAGGAGCUCGAGGCGCAGGUCGUCGAGUCCGAGGCGAAGGCCAUCGAGUUCGAGGGGAAGGCCAACGCACAGGCGACAGCCUUCGAGACGCAGACUAAGGAUUGGAAUGCACAGACCGCCGAGCUGACGGCAAAGGCAAAGGCAUGGCGGGCUCGUGCCAAGGAAAUGGACGGGACCGCCAGCGCCUGGCGCACCCGCUCGAACGAGUUCGAGGCCAAGGCCGACGAGCACGAGAUAACCGCUCGCGACCUGCAAACCCGCAACGACAAACUCGAGGGAAGGGUCACCGAGUGGAAGAGCCGUGCCUCGGAGCUCGAGGCCGAGGCCGGCCAUUGGGAGUCCCGCGCUCGUGUCGAGGAAACGAGGGCAAACGGGCUCGAGACCCGCACCCUCGCGCUCGAGGCGCUCGCGGACAAGUGGAAGUAUCUCGCGACAGAGCAAGAGUCGAGGUCGGACGCCCUGCGAACCUGCAUCAAGAAGCUCGAGGCGACCGCUGACGACUGGGCGUCGCGCGCCCGCGAGCGCCAGAUUACUGUGUUGGAGUUGAACACUCGUGCCGCCGAGCAGGAGGAGAAGAUCCACGGCUUGGAGACACGCGCUCUGGACCUCGAGGCGACGGCUGCUGGCUGGGAGUCGCAGGCUCAUGAACACGAAGCCGCUGCGAACGAGUUCAGGGCUCGUAUCACUGAGCAGGAGGCAAAGGCGGACGAGUUGAGCACCCGCGUCGCUGAGGAGGAAUCCAAGGCCAACCACUUCGAAACACGCAGCCUCGAGCUUCAGACGACAGUCAACGACCGCAACGCCUGUAUCGCCGAGAAGGAGGCCGAGACCAACGGCUUGAAGACGCGCAAUUUCGAGCUCGAGGCGUCCGCUGCGGACUGGGAGUCACGCGCCCACACGAGCGAGGCGACGUCCAAGAAUUUGUCCGCCCGUAUCAUCGAGCUGGAAGUCACGGUUCACGACUUCAAGGUGCGCACUCGGGAGCUCCAAAGAAUGGUCGACGAUCGCAACACUCGCGCGGCUGAGCAGACGCAGAUCUUGGAGGCUAAAACGCGCGAACUCGAGGCGACCAUCCACGACCGGGACUCUCGUGUUCAAGAACUCGAAGCACGGGCUCGUGAGUGGGAGUCCUGCGCCCACGAGGAAGAGGCCGCUGCCGCCGAGUGCAAAGCCCGUGCAACCGAGCUCGAAACCCGCGCGGAGGACCUGGAUGCGCACGUCCACGUGCUCGAAGUUGAGUCUGCCGCUUACCAGACGCGCGCACAGAUGUACGAGUUCAAGUUCCACGCGGCGAUGUCCGACGUUGGCGUGGAGAAGUGCAAUGUGCAGCGCCUGGAGGUCGACAUCUACGAGCUCGAGAAGAAGGUAGACGGUCUGCAGCGUCGGGUCAAUGAGCUGGAGGCGCAAGACGGCUGUCAGGAGGCCCACGCGAACGAACAGGAGACGACGGCCAAGGCCUCAGAGCAUGCGACGUGCAUAUUGAGUCCAUUGGACCUGCUUCUAACAACUGUAGCAAUAGGUCUUCCACACGACGUCACCCGCUAGUCGAAUAUACAUUCUUUGACACUUCUUCCUGUA